Saccharomycopsis crataegensis is the source of this 435-nucleotide messenger RNA. RefSeq lists its product as uncharacterized. The transcript has a single exon. The record is from RefSeq and is a predicted model, not a curated record. Lineage: Eukaryota; Fungi; Ascomycota; Saccharomycetes; Ascoideales; Saccharomycopsidaceae. Bases 1 to 435 code for a protein of 144 amino acids.
AUGAAUUUUCGCGUUGAGGUUUCUGAUAAUAUGACCCAUGAAAUUGCGGAUAAAGCUGCUGGUGAUGGGUUCCAAUCUUUUCGAGAAUUCAAGAAAUGGAUAUUGUGGGAAACUUACGGUACAGAAACAGCUAAUUUGUUGAAAGAUAGGUCAUUCCAUAGAAUGAUAAUGUCCGAUGUAUACAAUAAAAAAACAUUAAUGAGAUCUUUGCAAUCUGCUGCAAAUUCAUUCUUUUUUUCUGAUUUCUCGGCAUAUUUCCUAGUGAAUUCAUGCAUUGAUUCAGGACCUUGGCGGGCUAUCCCAUCUUUCAUUAAACAAGACCUAAUCUUCAGAGGCAAGGAUAGUGAUGAUUUCAAUAAAGUUUGUGGAGUGCUUUUCGACGAAAUUAGCCGAGGCGAGUAUGGCGGUUUACGGCAUCUUUAUAAUUGGCAGUGA